Molecule: messenger RNA, 810 nt
Organism: Aureococcus anophagefferens
Lineage: Eukaryota; Pelagophyceae; Pelagomonadales; Pelagomonadaceae
Exons: 1
Coding region: 1-810 (269 amino acids)
Source: RefSeq, a predicted model, not a curated record
AUGGUCGCGGAGCAGUUCGACCAGCAAGUCCUCGGCAAGACCCCUGAGCAGCGCAAUAUCGAACCCCAGAGCAUCAAGGUCAUCGGCGCCGGCUUCGGGCGCACGGGCACGGACUCGCUCCGCGAGGCGCUCAACGCGCUCAACUAUAAGACGUACCACAUGGAGGAGUGCAUGAAGGGCUUCCACGGCGCGGAGAUCAAGGCGUUCAUGGACGGCGACCGCGCGGACGGCGCGCCGUUGGCGAACAUCUUAGCCCGCGAGGGCUACAACGCGUCGCUCGACUGGCCGAUGAGCGUCUUCUACGAGCAGCUGAUGGCGUUCAACGAAAGCGCCAAGGUGAUCCUGACCGUUAGAGAUUCCGCCGAAGUCUGGGCCAAGAGCUUCAUCUCGACGAUCGGGAAUCGCAUUCGCGUCCCCGGCGAACGGAACUUCGCGCGGCCGCCCUUCGCGCUCUUCCGUCCUUUCGUCGACCUGCUCGACAUGUGCGUCCGCAUGUACGAGUUGCUGGGCAUCGACUUCGACGAGUCCGGCGACGCGAACGAAGCGUCGGCGAUCGCGGCCUACGACGCGUGGAUCGCCAAGGUCCGGGCGACGGUGCCCGCGGACCGGCUCCUCGUCUUCAACGUCAAGCAGGGCUGGGCGCCUCUGUGCGAGUUCCUCGGGGUCGCGGACUGCCCGGAGGAGUUCCCGCACAGCAACGCGGGCGCGAACCUCGUCCACGAGUUCAAGAUGGCGGGCUACAUCGCCGACGCGUUCUUCCCGACCGUCGCGCUGCUCGCGCUGUCGGUGGCGUACUGCCUCAAGCGCUAA